This is a messenger RNA of Nannospalax galili (Upper Galilee mountains blind mole rat), 1656 nucleotides long. RefSeq lists its product as uncharacterized. NCBI's taxonomy places the organism in Eukaryota, Metazoa, Chordata, Mammalia, Rodentia, Spalacidae. The transcript is spliced from 2 exons. The record is from RefSeq and is a predicted model, not a curated record. Gene Ontology annotation, biological process: virion assembly; proteolysis. The coding region runs from base 1 to 1656 and encodes 551 amino acids. Gene Ontology annotation, molecular function: nucleic acid binding; aspartic-type endopeptidase activity; zinc ion binding.
AUGCCCACAGGACAGUUCAAAGAAGCAAUUCCUCAACUGAGGUGUCCUCUACCCAAGUGUGUCAAGGCACCUCUACCUCAAGAACUACCUCAUCCAUCUCCUGAUUCCACUGAACCUGAUCAUUCCUCCCCACCAUCUAGUAGACUCCGCCUGAGAAGAGAUAGAGGGGGUCCCUCUGAUGGAACUGGGACUGCCCAGAUUUUUCCUCUACAAACUGUAGGGGACCAGAUCCAGUAUUGGCCUUUUCCAGCCUCUGACUUGUAUAAUUGGAAAACUCAUAACCCCUCUUUUUCUCAGGACCCUCAGGCUUUAACUGCUUUAAUUGAGUCUAUUCUCACCCACCAACCCACCUGGGAGGAUUGUCAGCAACUCCUCCAGGCCCUUCUAACCACAGAAGAAAGACAGCGAGUCAUCCUGGAGGCCCAGAAGAACGUUCCUGGGGAGGAUGGGAGACCCACUCAACUCCCAAAUGAAAUAGAUGCAGGAUUUCCUCUGACCAGACACAACUGGGACCCUGAAACCGUGGCAGAUAGGGAGUGUCUCCGUCUUUAUCGCCAGACUCUGUUAGCGGGUCUCAAAGUGGCUGGAAGGUGCCCAACCAAUUUGGCAAAGGUACGUGCUAUAACCCAGGGAGAAAAUGAAACUCCUGCAGGAUUUUUAGAACAUCUGAUAGAGGGAUAUCGGAUGUAUACCCCUUUUGAUCCCACAGCCCAGGAGCAUCAGGCAGAUUUUAUUAUGGCCUUUAUAGGACAAUCAGCUCCUGAUAUCCCUGGUAAGCUCCAACGGCUGGAGGGCCUUCAGAGGUACUCUUUACAGGAUUUAGUAAGGGAAGCUGAGAAAAUCUACAACAAGCGAGAGACCUCAGAGGAAAGAGAGGACAGAAUUAGAAAAGAACAGGAAGCCAGAGAAGAUAAGAGAGAGAAAAAGAAAAAUAAAGAGUUGAGUCGAAUUUUGGCCACAGUAGUUCAGGAAACAGGACCAGAUAGGGACCUGGGAGACAAAAGAAGACCCCGAGUGGACAAAGAUCAAUGUGCCUACUGCAAGGAGAGAGGACAUUGGGCUCGAGAAUGCCCAAAGAAGUUGAAUAAACUCCAAAAGAAGACAACCCCAGUCCUGACCCUAGGAGACAAGGAGAGUCGGGGCCAGGAGCUCCCCCCUGAGCCCAGGGUAACUCUAAGAAUAGGGGGGCAAUUGACUACCUUCACGGUAGAUACAAGAGCUCAACACUCAGUUUUGACAACAACCAAGGGACCCAUGAGACCCAAAACAGCCUGGGUCCAAGGGGCUACUGGAGAAAAGACAUAUAGAUGGACUACAGAAAGAAAAGUGGACCUCAGUACAGGACAGGUCUCUCACUCGUUCUUACUGGUCCCAGACUGUCCAUAUCCCCUUCUUGGGAGAGAUUUACUCUCCAAGUUAGGAGCCCACAUCCACUUCACUAAAAAGGGAGCCACUGUACAAACAGCCUGGGUCCAAGGGGCUACUGGAGAAAAGACAUAUAGAUGGACUACAGAAAGAAAAGUGGACCUCAGUACAGGACAGGUCUCUCACUCGUUCUUACUGGUCCCAGACUGUCCAUAUCCCCUUCUUGGGAGCCACUGUACAAGGAAAAGAUGGAGCUCCAUUACAGGUAUUAACCCUGCGACUGGAGGAUGA